This is a messenger RNA of Adineta steineri, 1038 nucleotides long. The record is from the annotation of a GenBank genome assembly. Lineage: Eukaryota; Metazoa; Rotifera; Eurotatoria; Adinetida; Adinetidae.
AUGAUUCCAUCACUCUUCAUCAUUCUCGAUAAUUUUCCUCUCAAUGCAAAUGGGAAAAUUGAUCGAAAACGUCUUCCAUCACCGAGCUUUUCGACUUCAAGUUCUGAUGAUAACAUUAAUUCACCUCUUACCAGACUUGAACAACAAUUACAAGAUAUUUUUAGCCAAGUCUUUCGCGUUGAAUCUGCUUCUGUCGAAGCUUCGUUUAAUCAACUGGGUGGAACAUCUUUAGACAUGAUACAUGCCCUUACAUUGAUACGUCGAGAGAUAUGUAAAGAGGCUGACAUUCGUCUGCUACUUACUAAUCCAUCUAUUCGACAAUUAGCACAAGCUAUUGAGCCUUUAUUAAUUUUGGAGACACCACAAGAUGCAGUGUUCACAACCAACCAAUCUCAUGAAACACAUCUUCGUUGUUCACCUUCGUUUGUUCUAGAAUCUGUUGGUAUUGUAUUUCUUGUUAGUCAAUGGUUAUGGCCAAUUAUAAUAAUUCAUCGAUGGUGUCCAUUCUUUUUUCCUGUCUUACCAGCUUUUCAUCUUUUAUUCUAUGUCAUCUGCUCACGUCUAUUCGCACCAGGCUACAUCAAAACAGAUAAUCUAUUCUCUUGGAAUUAUUAUCGAUGGUGGUUUUUAGAUCGACUUUGGAAUAAUAAUACAUUUUGGUUGCAGCAUAUACUUGGCACACCACUCUACAAUUAUUAUCUUCGUCUUUGUGGUGCGCGCAUUAGUCUCAACGCACAUAUUUAUACCACAACUAUUGAUGCUCCAUGGUUGUUAGAAAUUGAUGAUGAAACUUGGAUUGCUAAUGAAACGUGUCUGAACUGUUUAUAUUUUAAUGAUGAUAACACUUUCAAACUGAGUCCAAUUAGAAUUGGAUCUAAUUGUUCAAUAGGAACGCGAUCGAUUCUAUUUGAUGGAGUUGAUAUGCAAAAUAAUAUUAUUAUUCAACCAAUGUCAUUAGUCACUGGCUUCAUCGCAUCUGAAACGAUUGUCGAUGGUGAAGAACACAAAUCGCGUCCGUCAGACAUCUCCGGUGUGUAG